CCAACUUUAAUUUAAUAUUCUUUCUCUAAUUCUUUUUGGAUGAUCAUCNACUCCAAAGGAGGCAAGCCAGACGAGAGGCAGGUACGCACGCAUAUGCAUACCUCCCUACGUUGUUUGUCGGAUCAAAAGUCCAUCUUUGAUCUGACAACCAACAACGUAACAACAAUGCUCGAAAAAAGGGUGUUCCUGAUCCCCUCCUUCGACAACGAAGACGACACCAGCAGCAGCAACAGCAUCGCCAUCAGCGACGACGACCUUGACGUGGGUCCCGAGUCGUCGCCGUAUGACGCCCGAACAACAUUGUCGUGUCCCAAUGCCGAGGGCCGCGAGGAGACGAAACUCUCCGUCAAAAUGGCGUUGCUCGACCUCCGGUGUCGCGUGGAGGACGCCAUCCUGAGCAAGUACCUCGUGUACAACAAGAAGAAGGCUGUGUUCUCCAAGGCCGACGUCGAAAACCAGCGGGACAUCUCCCUCUGGGGGGUCCCGCUGCUUCCGAGCCGAGGCCACGAGGGCACGGACGUGAUCCUGGCCAAGUUCCUGAAAUCCCGGGACUUCAAGGCGGCCGAGGCGUUCAAGGCCUUGCAGAAGGCGCUGAGGUGGCGGACGAAACAUCGCGUCCGCGACAUCCUGGGUGACAAAAACAUCGUCCCGGAAGGCGAUAGCCUCUUGCACGCCGACGGAAAGGACAAGGACGGUCGGCCCGUCUGUUACCAGACGUUGGGAAAUUUCAAGGAUUUGAACCAAGAUGUGUGGGGGACGUCCCACGAAGAAAGACGAGAUAGUUUGACCAGGUGGAGGAUCCAAUGCCUCAAAAAGGGCAUAAGGCUUCUCGAUUUCAAACCCGGGGGGCCCAAUUCCAUAAUUUUGGUAACUGAUUUGAGAAAUUCUCCUGGAAUUGCUAUGAAAGAAGUCCGUUGGAUUACCAAGAACCUGUUACGCCUCCUUCAUGAUAAUUACCCUGGACUCAUCUACAAAAAUGUAAUUAAGCACCUUAAUUGCUCUUAGGUGCCACUUUUCUUUAGUAAUUGGUUGGCUUGAACGACCAUAGAUAAUAUUUUGAAUAUUAAGGAACUUCAAGUCUUAAUAGGAGGAUUAUAAUUAAUCCCAGGUACUGAUAAACGUUCCGAUUUGGUUUGCGACGCUCCACGCGCUGAAUCUUCGGGUCAUACAACAAAGAAGCAAGAACAAAUUCAUCUUUGUGAG
Cuscuta campestris is the source of this 1203-nucleotide messenger RNA. Lineage: Eukaryota; Viridiplantae; Streptophyta; Magnoliopsida; Solanales; Convolvulaceae. The record is from the annotation of a GenBank genome assembly.